GAGACGGGUUGCAUAACCAGUCGAAAGUAAAAGGUUUUCGGGGAGGGCAGCAGGCGAGGAGCAGGCCGGGUCAGCUGCCCAGCAGGCAGGCGGGUGUGUCCGGUACAAGCCGGAGCCCCACCGGCUCCGCGGGCGCAGGCAGCUGGGGCGGGGGGAGAUGCGUCUAGGUCAGCGAAGGGCAACGGAAGCCGGACGCCGCCGCAGCUCCAGGGCGUCUAGCGGGAAACCGAGUCCGAUCUAAGGCCGAAUUCGGGCUUCCCCGUCAACGCAGACCCUUCUCAGGCACUUCCGGAGAGAAGCGCGGCGGCCCCGGCUCAGACCCGGCUUCGCUGCGCGCAGGCGCCUCGGGACUGGGAGGCCGCGAACGCGGAGGGAGGGGGCGUGUGCGCCGAAGGAAAGCCUCCUGUGCGCCUGCGCCGUCGGCUCGCCCCAGGGCCGGGGGCAAAACAAACCCGGAGCCGCCGUCGCGCACUCCCGGGACUCCCGGCUGGGGUCGCUCGUCGCUCUUCAGCGCGUCGUCGCGUCGAGUGCCCAGAGAGCUUCGCAGGGGUGCGGGGAGGUGAUCGCAUCCAUUAACAGCCAUGUGCUGCCAAUUCUCAAUCUUUCUCUCAGACUUCUCUCCUGCAUUCCAGAUCCUUAUAUUCAGCUGCCUAGUGGACAUCUCCUCCAGGAUGUUCUCAAGGCAUACAAGAAUUAAAUUCUGAAUAAGUCUACAAGUAGGAUGGACAGUUAUUUUAAAGCAGCAGUCAGUGACUUGGACAAACUCCUUGAUGAUUUUGAACAGAAUCCAGAUGAACAAGAUUAUCUCCAAGAUGCACAAAAAGCAUAUGAUUCUAACCACUGUUCAGUUUCUUCAGAGUUGGCUUCCUCACAGCUAACUUCACUGCUACCAAAGGAUCAACAAUGCAUUAAUUGUGCCUCAUCAGAAACAUGCUAUGAAACAAAUCAGAUUUCCCUGAAUGGAAAAACUCUUGAGGGACUAACUUCUAUACAGAAUGAAAAAAAUGUAACAGGACUUGAUCUCCUUUCUUCUGUGGAUGGUGGCACAUCAGAAGAAAUCCAGCCUUUGUAUGUGGGACGAUGUAGUAAACCUGUAUGUGAUCUGAUACGUGACAUGGGUAACCUCGUUCAUGUAACUAGUAGUGAAGAAGAUAUUAAAAAAUUAUUGCCAGAGGAUUUUAAGUCUAGUGCAGAUUCUUUGAUUGGGUUGGAUUUAUCUGCAGUGUCAGAAACUCCUUGUGUUUCUUCAACAGACCAUGGUAAUGAUACUGUCAGAGAGGAAGAGAAUGAUGUCAUCAGCUCUGAAUUACAAAACAGAGAAAUCAGUGGAACUAAAGAAUUGGCUAUAAAAGCAGAUACAGCUCUUUCAGAUUCAUGUAAUUAUAUGGGAAAAGAAAAUUUACAUGAUCAAAAGAUCUCUAAUCAGUUAGAACCAGUUCUUGAUUUUAACACACCCUCUGCCUUGACUCAACAAAAUUCCAAAAUGUUUGAUGCCAAAGACAGCCUACAACACAAGAAGCAGCCAUGUGAAUUAGUAGAAGCUGAUGGCUGUUCGGUAGAAGAGGAGAUACAUGUAGCAGUCAUAGCUGCCACAGAAUGUUUAAAAGGAGGCAGCACAAGUACUUUGCCUUGCAGUCUUCCAAAAAAUGAAGAUCUGUGCUUAAGUGAUUCAAAUUCAGGAGAUGAAAAUUUCAAAUUACCUGACUUUUCCUUUCAGGAAGAUAGGACUUCUAUAUUUAUAAAACAAUCUGCAAAAGAAGACUCAAGAAAUUUAGAUCCUAAAGAUUAUAAAGAUGUAAUCCAAGAUUCCUCUUCAACUUUACAUGUUUCGGGUGAAGAUACAUACUCCUCUUUAUCCUGUCUUCCAGUACCUGGGUCUUUGUGUGGAUCAUUAGUUGAAAGUAAAGCGUGUGGUGAUGGUUUGCCUCAGAAUGAACAUGAAGAUAAUAUACAAGAUGCAGUGACAGUGCAUAAAGAAAUACAGAAGAGUGUUCUAGGUGGGGAACCAUUGAAGGAGACUGAUCUUUUGAAACAGGAAAAAUGUAAAAACGUACUUCAUCAGCUGUCAGCUGAAAAGAUGGGAGAUAGAAAGGUAGAUCCUGAGCAGAUGGUAAUCAGAGCUGAAUCUUUGGGUUACCCAGAUAACACCAGUUGUUCAGUAGCUGCAGAAUCUCAGAUGGAGCUUUCUGGUGCUAAUGCCCCAGAGUCUCCUGAUGGUUGUGAGGGUCUCGCUUUUUCAAGCAAUGAUAUCGAUGGGCAAGACUUAGAUUACUUUAAUAUUGAUGAAGGCAUGAAAAGUGGUAUGCUAAUUAGUGAUGCUGAGCUUGAUGCCUUUCUGACUGAACAGUAUCUUCAGACUAGUAACAUAAAGUCGUUUGAAGAAAAUGUAAAUGACUCAAAAUCUCAAAUGAGUCAGAUAGAUAUGAAAGACCUAGAUGAUGGAAACGUCAGUAAUGUAUACUUCAAUGCUGAGGCAGGAGCUACUGGGGAAAGUCCUGGUAUUAAUGUGAUUUGUGAAACAGUUGAUAAACAAAAUACAACAGAAAAUGGUGGCCUUUCUUUAGGGGAAAAAAGUACAAUUCCAGUUGAACUAGGGUUAUCCAGUACUAAGUCGGAGAUUACGAAUGACUUAUCAGUCUCUGAUAUUAACAGUCAAUCUGUUCAUGUUGGAGGGGCCAGACCUAAGCAAUUGUUUAGUGUUCCAUCAAGAACAAGGAGUUCAAAGGAACCAAAUAAGCCGGAUGCUCCAAAUGUGACUGAAAGUGAACCCAGCAUAGCAAAUACCAUUGCUCCAACCACCUGUAGUACAGAUUUUACAACUGAUCCUCAGGGUAGCUUCAACUCGAAUUACAUUGAUAUAGAAAGUAAUUUUGAAGGUGGAUCCAGUUUUGUCACCGCAAAUGAAGAAUCUCUACCUGCAAACACUUGCAAGGAAGGCCUGGUUUUGGGCCAGAAACAACCUACUUGGGUUCCUGAUUCAGAAGCUCCAAACUGUAUGAACUGCCAAGUCAAAUUUACUUUUACAAAACGGCGACACCACUGCAGAGCGUGUGGGAAAGUAUUUUGUGGUGUCUGUUGUAAUAGGAAGUGUAAACUGCAGUAUCUAGAAAAGGAAGCAAGAGUGUGUGUAGUCUGCUACGAGACUAUUAGUAAAGCUCAGGCAUUUGAAAGGAUGAUGAGUCCAACUGGUUCUAGUCUUAAAUCAAACCGUUCUGAUGAGUGUGCCACCAUCCAGCCUCUUCAGGAGACUCACACACCCAGUCUAACUUCACCUACAGCUUUACCAAUCUCAGCACUUAAACAACCAUGUGUUGAAGGAUUAUGCUCCAAAGAACAGAAGAGGGUAUGGUUUGCAGAUGGCAUAUUGCCCAAUGGUGAAGUUGCAGAUACAACAAAAUUAUCAUCUGGCAGUAAAAAAUGUUGUGAAGACUUUAGUCCUCUCUUACCUGAUGUACCCUUGACGGUAAACACAGUGGAUCAUGCCCGUUCUACUACAGUGGAAAAAACAAUGAAUGAGAUAGGAGAUAUUACAAGAAAGGAGAUAAUUCAGAGUCCUAUUUCUCAGGUUCCAUCUGUGGAAAAACUGCCUAUAAACUCAGGAACUGAGGGCUUACCUAGUUCUGGUUCUUUUACACUAGAUGAUGAUGUUUUUGCAGAAAUUGAGGAACCAUCUAGUCCUACUGGUGUCUUAGUUAACAGCGAUUUACCUGUUGCUAGUAUUUCAGAUUAUAGGUUACUAUGUGAUAUUGACAGGCAUGUUUGCAAUAAGAUUAGCCUUCUACCUAAUGAUGAGGACAGCUUGCCCCCUCUUCUGGUUUCAUCUGGAGAAAAGGGAUCAGUGCCUGUAGUAGAAGAACACCCAUCUCAUGAGCAGAUUAUUUUGCUUCUUGAAGGAGAAGGUUUUCAUCCUGUUACAUUUGUCCUGAAUGCUAAUCUACUCGUGAAUGUCAAGUUAGUAUUUUAUUCCUCAGACAAAUAUUGGUACUUCUCAACCAAUGGAUUGCAUGGCUUGGGACAGGCAGAAAUUAUUAUUCUAUUGUUAUGUUUGCCAAAUGAAGAUACUAUUCCUACAGAUAUCUUCAGACUAUUUAUCACCGUGUAUAAGGAUGCUCUAAAAGGAAAAUACAUAGAAAACUUGGACAAUAUUACCUUUACUGAGAGUUUUCUCGGUAGCAAGGAUCAUGGAGGAUUUCUGUUUAUUACACCUACUUUUCAGAAACUUGAUGAUCUCCCAUUACCAAAUAAUCCUUUUCUUUGUGGAAUUCUUAUUCAGAAGCUAGAGAUUCCCUGGGCAAAGGUUUUUCCUAUGCGUUUAAUGUUGAGAUUGGGUGCAGAAUAUAAAGCAUAUCCUGCUCCUCUAACAAGUAUCAGAGACCGAAAACCUCUUUUUGGAGAAAUAGGACACACUAUUAUGAACUUACUUGUUGACCUUCGAAAUUACCAGUAUACCUUGCAUAAUAUAGAUCAGCUAUUGAUUCAUAUGGAAAUGGGGAAAAGCUGCAUAAAAAUACCUCGGAAAAAAUACAGUGAUGUAAUGAAAGUAAUAAAUUCUUCUAAUGAGCAUGUCAUUAGCAUUGGAGCUAGUUUUAGUACAGAAGCAGAUUCUCAUCUAGUCUGUAUACAGAAUGAUGGAGUUUAUCAAACACAGGCCAGCAGUGCCACUGGCCAUCCUAGAAAAGUGACAGGUGCAAGUUUUGUGGUAUUCAAUGGAGCUCUAAAAACGUCUUCAGGAUUUCUUGCGAAGUCCAGCAUAGUUGAAGAUGGCUUAAUGGUACAAAUAACUCCAGAGACCAUGGAAGGCUUGCGGCUAGCUCUACGAGAACAAAAAGACUUUAAAAUUACAUGUGGGAAAGUUGAUGCUGUAGACCUGAGAGAAUAUGUGGAUAUCUGCUGGGUAGAUUCUGAAGAAAAAGGAAACAAAGGUGUUAUUAGUUCAGUAGAUGGAAUAUCAUUAGAAGGAUUUCCAAGUGAAAAAAUAAAACUGGAAGAUGAUUUUGAAACUGAUGAGAAGAUUGUAAAGUGUACCGAGGUGUUUUACUUUCUAAAGGACCAGGAUUUAUCUGUUUCAGCAACUCGUUAUCAGUUUGCAAAAGAAAUAGCCAUGGCUUGUAGUGCUGCACUGUGCCCUCACCUGAAAACUCUAAAGAGUAAUGGGAUGAAUAAAAUCGGCCUCAGAGUUUCCAUUGACACUGAUAUGGUUGAAUUUCAGGCAGGAUCUGAAGGCCAACUCCUUCCUCAACAUUAUCUCAAUGAUCUUGAUAGCGCUCUAAUCCCUGUGAUCCAUGGUGGGACCUCCAGCUCUACUAGUUUACCAUUAGAAAUAGAAUUAGUAUUUUUCAUUAUAGAAAAUCUUUUUUAGUGAAAGGAUUUGGGUCAUAUUGUAUAUUGCAAACUGAUCUGUUAAAACUAACUCCAGCACUAAAGCUGAAAUGCCACAAACACUAAAAGUAAAUAUAUUUAAUGUUUGAAAUACGUAAGCUUUGCUUUUUAAGGCAGGAAUGAUUUUUUUAAAUCAUUAGCACAAUAUUUAAAUCUGUAAAAAUUUAAGAGAUCUACAGUUUUUGAAGCUUUACAUUUAAUACAAGUACUAAAAAGACAAGGAUUUCUUCUGCCUUUAAGAAAUUUGUAGCAUUUACUGUGUUAUUUAAAUGCUAAGCCAAAGUAUCUGCACUUAGGUAUACCUCUUUAUGCCAAGAAUGAUUUAAUGAAGGCUCUUUUCAGAUGUCACCUUACAAGGGAAAUAGCUGCUUUGUGUAUUUGAUUUCUAAAGUCUAUUAAAAAUGUAUUUCAGUGGCACAGACCAGUUUCCAGAACUUAGACUUACAAUUCUUUGAAUAAGGCAGAUAACUUAUUUGUAUAACUGGAGUGGAGACCUACCUCCAUGAUUAGACAAACUGUUUGGAUUAAAAUCAGAAUUUUGCCUUUUUCUUCUCAAAUUAUAUAUAUAUAUAUAUAUAUAUAUAUAUAUAUGGUUUUUUCUUGAUUAAAUGGGUAUUCUUAAAAUAAUUGUGGGUGCUUCAGGAUUUUGUGCUUCUAUAUUUAAGUAUAUUGUUUUUAUAGCGAGAACAUGUGAUUCAGUAUGUUUUAUAAAUCUUUAAUAAUUUAUAAAUAGGUAAUAUUUUUGUAUUGCAGUACAUUAUUUUUCCUCCUUUCUUUCCAAGGUAUUUCACUGUAUUUACCACUUCUAAGACUGAUUGACGACAGGCCAGAUGACCCUUGAAGUAGUCAUUAUGUAGCAAUAAAUGAAGCCUGAAAAAGGUUUUUUUUGUCUUUUAACUUCUCCUUUAAACCUUAGAAGUUUCUUGGCAAGUCUGCAUAUUUUCAUUGACACCAAUGUAUUAAAUAUAAAUUUUAAUGAACUAAGUACUUUUGCAUAUUUUAAAUUCUUUACAUGGUAGUUAUUUUUUAUAACAGGAUAUUAACAUAAGUUAAAUUCUGUGUAUUUGAAACUGUUACAGAGCUUAAGCCUCUUUACUUCAAACAGCAAAAAAAACUAUGUUGCAUUAAAAAAAGUAAAGGGCAUAUUUUAGUUAGAGCUGUCAUUUAAGUUAUAUAAAAUAUAAUCAUUUUGUUGCUUUUUUUAUUCUUAUGUGGAAUAUGUAUGUUUUUGUAUCAAAAACACUCAUUGUAUAUCUCAAGAAAAAGAAACUACACUAAAUAGCCCUGUUUUAAGAAAAAUAUUUACCAAGCAUCUCAACUGGAAGACCCAGUCAGGGUUAUAACUCAGGAUCUGAAGUCUCAGGCCAGGAGAGACUGGGAACGCUAAUCAGUUGGGUCAUAUGCUUCUUCCUGAAUCAUAUCAGUAGUACUCGCCAAAAACAGCAUGGAGGAGAGUAUCAGUCUUCUGGCAGUAGCUACUUCAUGAACGAUGUAAAAUGUUGCAGACAUCAAAUAAAAUGGCAACACGUAAUAACUUGUGAAAUUUAUUGACAUGGUGUAAGGUAAAAACAAUUAUAUAUAAAUUCCAUUUAUAUUAUUUUUCUUUAUAUGGUGUGUGUUUCUUUUGCAGUAUAAGUAAUUGCACAAUCUAUGAAUACUGAACUUUCAACCUUAAAAUAACCAAACAGUGGAGGACUCUUCCCAUGAUGAGAUAGCUUUGGAUUUGUUUUCUUAAAGUCACUACAUUUAAUAAAAAUUGGAAUUACUUGCCUUUGGAGGCACACUUCAGAGUAUUCUUUGUAGAUGUGUACUAUGUUUCUGAAUGUAUUUGUUACUUAUUUGGUCAUGUUCUUCAUAUUGCUACUUAAUUUUUUUAAAGGUGAAGAAUCAGAAUGUUUCUUUGUACUCAGUCUGCAACGAUCUAUUUUUGGUCUUAUGCCUUUUAAUACUACUCUCUUUCUCUGAAUUUUGAAAUAUGAAGUAAAAUCUAGUUUGUUUGUUGUA
This is a messenger RNA of Equus quagga, 7383 nucleotides long. RefSeq names its product zinc finger FYVE-type containing 16 (gene ZFYVE16). The record is from RefSeq and is a predicted model, not a curated record. NCBI's taxonomy places the organism in Eukaryota, Metazoa, Chordata, Mammalia, Perissodactyla, Equidae. Gene Ontology annotation, molecular function: metal ion binding. The transcript is spliced from 19 exons. The coding region runs from base 722 to 5359 and encodes 1545 amino acids. Gene Ontology annotation, biological process: endosomal transport; protein targeting to lysosome. Gene Ontology annotation, cellular component: early endosome membrane.